CCGAGGAGGCCUCCGCCGUUGACGCGGAAUAACGCCCGCUGAGUAACCUGGACACCGUUUCACUCGGCAUUAUCUCUUCAGUCGUCGCUCAACAGCCAAACGGACGAAGCCUGCGGCAAUUUUUUCCGCCUUUUAUUACUCGACCGCUUUCCGUUUCUCGCGUGGAUUCACGACCGCCGGUGGAACGACCAGCGAUACCCUCAAUUGCGUCGGGGAUGAUAGUGCGCGAGUGCAUCGACUGCGUGGUGCAAUAUCGAGAAUUCGCACAACCGCCUAACGCGAGUUCUUCGCGCAAAUAAGUGCACUUAUGUUCAAGCGUCUGCCGAAGUAACUGAAUAUAAUUUCUUUGGUUUUCAUCGGGGAUUGUUUCGUAAAUGAAAAAUUGAUCGCAAACUACUUUGCACAAUUUAUCUUCCGACUUUCUUAGAUCGGUUCACCAACGACCGGUUCACUGGUCAACUAAACAACAUCGGUUUUUUGUGAUUGACUAACACGUUUGUUUAAAUAUUUGAUUUCGUUUUAAAACAGUUAAAUCUAGUAGUGUGGUGAACUUAAUUAUUCUUGGAUUUUCAACCCUGUGAUAUUGCUGUUAGUAAAAUUUUACCACUGUUUGGGAAGAUUUUUUCAAGUUCUUUACUGCUGAUUUUUAACGGAUGAAUACCUGCGACAAUAUGUGGGACCGUAAAGUAUUCAUACGAAUUAUCGAAUUGCUCUUGUGCAUAUCCUGCGUUGUGGCACUCAGGGUUACCGACGACGAAAGUCGAAGGGUGUUUCACUACCUUAGGAAUCGAAGUAGGGAGUGGUCACUUCUGAACAACGUUACAUGGGGCACCAUAGGUGCUGCCUUGGCCACAGCUACUUGUGGAGGAUACGUCAUCGUAACGACGGGACUCCUGGUAGCUGCUGCAACCGGAGAGCUUCGGGGUAGAAAGACGGAACUGUUCUUCCUCGGUCUGGGCGUCAUCCUGUUCGGUAUCGUCGGCGCCCUGUCUUUGGCGUCGAUCGACAGCGUGCCCGAAGACCUCGUGGAUAACGCGGCAGUUUUGGGGGCUCUGUGCCUUUUGACGGCGUUGGUCUUCGUCAUCGAUAUCCUGAUGAGGAUCCCCGGGGCGAAGAAGAAACACGACAGCACGCAGACCGGGGUGGAAAAAGACAUUGUAAAGCUACCUCUGGCGAAACUCGGUGCUGAGAAGGAGACAAAGUCCAGCGGAAAUGCCAAGGGCGAAACACCGCCGCUGGAAGUAAAGGGGUCGGUGAACGAAGGCUUCAAUCGCUCGGAGCCGUCCGCGGAAAGAGAUCUUAACGAAGGGGAUGCGGAAGAGGGUUCGGAGGAGGAGGUCACCAGGAGUCAGCGGCGAGGGUCACGCGACCUUUUCGAGUCCGAGCGAAACCGGAAGUUCGAGGACGUGGGAAAGCAGCUGCGGGAGUACGCCCUCCAGGGUUUCGACGCCGGCAGGGAGUCGCGACGCCGAGGCGUCGAGGGUAGGAACGGCGCCAGGCGAGAGUACUUCGGUUACGAAAACGGCGAUAUCUCGGGGUUCCCGAGGGAAGCGACGGACGAAACCGACACCCCGCCAUUCCCGACGAGUUUCGAGGGCGAAGCUCCGAUUUUCGCGAGGAUCGUCAACCCGGGGGUGAAGAUAAUGCGAGUCGAGCGGGAAACCGGAGGCGGUGGAAACCCCGAGGAUUACAGGAACUCCGAUACCAGCCAGUACGACAACGUUCCAACGAGGAUGCGCAGCAUGUCUCCAUCCGGGAUCCUCAAGCGGAACCGCGACGUUUCUUUUACCGUUCCAGCCGCACCCAAGAUGCACUACGGGAGGAACGGAAGCCCCGCGCGUAAGGACGACAUUCAGAGGCUCGAGGAGUGCUUCAGCGCUAUCCAAAACUCCAUCGGUACACAGACCGCGGGUCUCAGGGAUCUCGAGAUACCCUCGUCCCCGAAUGAUCCGGGAUACGUUCGCCACACAGCGAGUAACUGGCCCCGCGAUCUCAAGUCCAAGACCCCUGGUUCCAGCCCGGAACACGAAAAGAAGUGAGCUGCUUAUUUGAUAUCAUCGUUCCCGACAAGGUUGUAUUCGCGAAGGAUCACGGUUACGCUUUGCGUUUUACUCUGAGAUCUUUUUUUUAUCGAGUGAAUGGUCGUUCAUAAAUUAUUAAAUAAUUUGCCAAUUGACAAACGAGCUUACCUCGUUAACCUGUCGGACUUACGCGUUCUUACUCGACUUUCGUUCCGCAGUGAAUUCGUGUCACGUAUGUUGUUUGCAUUUUCAGGAAUGUACGAUGUCUCUGCCUUUUUUUUUUCACUCCCUUUUCAGUUCUUUUGUCGAAUAACAGUAGAGCUUUGCAUGAGAUAACAAUAUUUGCGGCUACUUUUCUGCAGUAGUAAAACCUUGAAGGAAUGCGCGUUUCACUUUUUUACCGAAUCUGCGUGAAAUGUGGUGUUCAGAUUUUUGAUGACGUAAGCAGAGCCCCAGAAAUUGAUAAUGUAUAAAUUCUGUACUUUUGAAAAAUGUGAAUCAGCAAUUUCUGGAAAAAUAAAGUUCAGCAUGAAACUUGUAAUUCUCAGAUAUCGAGUCUGUAACUCUACGACGAAUUCUGUUUCUAAAAUUUCGUAAAACUAGAGAAAUUGGUAUUUUUACAAUCAUUAUUAUAUGUACUUAUUAUACAAAUGUUUGCAAUUUUCGGAAACUAAUAAGUUAUAUAAAUAUGGGAAUUAAAUUCCAGUGACAGAAAUUGAAUGUAUCAAUUACAUUAUACGUAAACAAAAGUAUUUUCUCAUUUUUGUACAAACGUUUAUUUCGUUUAUAAGACAAUAAUUGCAGCAUCAAAUCUACACAGACGGUAAACGGUCGUUAGAAGAGGAAAAGAAAAAAGAAAUAAAAAGACAACAACAAUUACUAUAUAUAUAGUCAAAUACUAUUUAACGUUAAGAAUAAGAAUUCGAAGUAAAAAAUCGACUCUCGAAGUUUGAUGCAAUGCACAUUGUUUAAAUGUUCAUAUUAUGCGUUAUACGUAUAAUUUUCGCGUAUAUGUGCGUCUUGUUCGUUGCAUGAGAAUGCGGAUUUUGUAACUGUAUAACAACUGUAUACUCUACACUUAACAUCGAUAAUAAUCAAACCUACGCACUGCAUCUAACAGUAGUUUAAUAUAAAAUAUGUGUACACGUCAUAUAACUGCAGUUAGUAUAGUACUACUAAUAUGAUAAUUUACAACUAAACAA
Molecule: messenger RNA, 3223 nt
Organism: Neodiprion virginianus
Lineage: Eukaryota; Metazoa; Arthropoda; Insecta; Hymenoptera; Diprionidae
Exons: 5
Coding region: 654-2039 (461 amino acids)
Biological process (GO): septate junction assembly
Source: RefSeq, a predicted model, not a curated record